Molecule: messenger RNA, 2926 nt
Organism: Rhododendron vialii
Lineage: Eukaryota; Viridiplantae; Streptophyta; Magnoliopsida; Ericales; Ericaceae
Product: ferric reduction oxidase 8, mitochondrial
Exons: 8
Coding region: 473-2590 (705 amino acids)
Cellular component (GO): plasma membrane
Molecular function (GO): oxidoreductase activity
Source: RefSeq, a predicted model, not a curated record
GAGGAAAGGACGAUUGUAAUGGAAUUCUUAAAGCCUCCAAUCAAUCACAGUGUACGACAGCUUCCAACAUUCGCAGUGCUAGCCUCACAUACACGUCAUUGUAUACAUAAACUGAUGUGUUUCCUGGAAUCAUUUUCCAUUUUCAUUAGUCCCAUCAGAGCUAAUCAAUGAAAAUAAGAAGCUUAAGCUGAAAAAUAGAAAUACCUUUAGAAAUUGAAGUGCAAACUGCAGAAAACAGCCCCACGCCAUCCUAUCCCUUUGCUCUUUUUAUUUUUUUGGAUUAUAGGGAAUAUUGUGUCCAAGGGAAAGGCUAUUGAAGUGAGAGGCACUCCUGAAAUGGCGAGUGCUAGUAAGACCUUUUGUUAAUCUCUUAGUGGCUGUCAAUUGUCAAUCAAACUUCUAUAUAAGCAUAUUCCUAUCGUACUGAAGAAACAAAGUGCUCAGUCCACAGCAUCAAAUUCAGGAGAUUGACAUGGCGAUCCCCUUCCUUCUUGUUGUUCUUAAGUUGCUGAUGAUCUUAGUAUUUUCGGGUUGGGUUUCACUUUGGCUUCUUAAGCCCACGGAAAUAUGGACACAGAAAUGGAAAGGAGCUGAAGAAAGUGCAACCACCACUGUAUUUGGCUACAAUGGGCUUGACUUUGCUGUCUAUAGCUUUCCACUUAUUUUUCUGGCUAUAGUUGGAUUCAUUUACUUGGAAUUAAAGCAGAAGGAGCCAAGAAGCAGGCAAGCGAGAAGUCCUGGAAAAGCUCUCUCAAAUCCACUCAUUGUCAACAGUUAUGUUGGUAUCGUAUCUGCAGUUGAGGUUCUUGCAGUAUCGCUCUUUGUCCUCUUCCUGGCAUGGACGUUCUAUACUCGCAUCUCCAACGAUUACAGAAAAAUGUUGCCGGUCAAAAACAUGAAACUGAACAUGUGGCAGUUCAAAAUCUUUAGGGUGGCAACGCGGUUGGGUUUGUUAGCAGAAGCAUGCCUAGCGCUACUACUUCUUCCUAUAUUGAGGGGUUUGGCCAUAUUUCGGAUACUUGGCAUCCAAUUUGAAGCUUCAGUAAAAUACCACAUUUGGCUUGGAACUGCAAUGAUACUUUUCGCCACCUUACAUGGGGCAGGCACCUUCUUCAUAUGGGGUGUCAAAAACCUUAUUCAAGAUGAGAUGUGGAGAUGGCAAAAAACAAACAGAAUAUACCUUGCCGGUGAGGUUACUCUUGUUACAGGGCUAGUCAUUUGGAUCACAUCACUUCCACAAAUAAGGAGGAGACAGUUUGAAAUCUUCUACUACACACACCAUCUGUACAUAGUCUUUUUGGUAUUCUUCUUGUUUCAUGGUGGAGAUAGACACUUCUACAUGGUAUUUCCCGGGAUUUUUCUCUUUGCCCUUGAUAAGCUACUCAGAAUCAUACAGUCAAGACUAGAAACGUGCAUACUUUCUGCUAGAGUCUUCCCUUGCAAUGCUAUAGAGCUUGUUCUUCCCAAAGACCCAAGACUGAAGUAUGCUCCAACAAGCGUGAUAUAUAUGAAAAUACCGAGCAUAUCUAAAUUACAGUGGCACUCGUUUAGUGUAUCGUCUAGCUCGAGUGUAGAUGAAAACACUAUGUCUGUGAUAGUCAAAUGCGAAGGAGGAUGGACAAGUUCUCUGUACAACAUGGUACAAACUGAGCUAGGCUCAGAAGCUGAUCAGAUGAAGUGUAUUCCAGUUGCAGUCGAAGGGCCUUAUGGACCUACUUCACUCGACUUCCUUAGGUACGACAGCCUACUCUUGGUUGCCGGAGGAAUAGGGAUAACACCAUUCCUUAGCAUGUUGCAAGAAGUUGAAUUUGUCCAAAGCAGUGGAAAAAAGAGGAUCCCUUCACAAAUACAACUCAUUUAUGUAGUGAAGAAGUCCCAAGACAUAUGCCUUUUAGAGUCAGUUUUGCCUUCACUGCUAAACCAGAAAUCGGAACAGUUCCACCUCAAACUAAAAGUGUUUGUGACCCAAGAGCAAUCUGGUGCAACUAUUCGGGAACUACUGAACGAGUUUUCUCGAGUGGAAACAGUAAACUUUGACACUCAAUGUUCAAAUUACGCCACGUUUGGACUCGAGAGACCACUCUGGAUGGCUGCCAUUGUUGGGCUUUCUUCAAUCGUGUUUCUCAUCGUUCUUUGUUGUUUCAACGCCGCCUUUUUUCAUCCCAUUAAAAAGGCCUCCAAACCAAAGUACCCCACUUCGGUAAUUGACCUUUUGCUAAUCUGUUCUUUUUCUAUAGCUAUCAUGUGUGGAACCUUCGUAGCUAUUGUUCUAAGAUGGAGGAAGCUACAAAAAGAGCUUCAAAUACGCUCUCAAAAUCCGGUAAAAGAAAUCAAACCAAGUUUGUUGGAAUCAAGUCGUGCACUCGAGGAACAUGAAAUUCAUUUCGGAGGAAGGCCUAAGCUUCAAGACGUAUUUGCACAGUUUCCAAACGAAACAGGCGGUUCCGAUGUUGGAGUCUUUGUGUGUGGACCUGAAGGAAUGAAAGACUCAGUGGCCUCAUUGUGCCAGAUGAAGUCUCAAGGUAUCAGAAUGGGUGCUCACAGCAAGAAGCCAUACUUCAGUUUUCACUCACUCAAUUUCACCCUCUAAGGGCUUCAAUAGACAGUGGAAUUCUCGAGAUGCUCUGUGUAUCUCUAAGCAUAUAGAAUCAUAGAUACUUCUUUCUCAUAUAAACAGAACCAGAAGUUUGUUAGUUUGCUCAUGUUGUGGUCUUUAAAUCUUCAAAAUAGCAACCCAUUUCCUUGUAUCAUAAGUUUAGACAAUCUGCUCACAUGCUGAGCAUUUCUCUACAUUAGACUGUUAUAGUUUUCGUUAGAAAGUCCGCGAUUCUAAAGAAAUAGUUUCUAAAAAAUGUAAUCCGCAACAUGUACAAACUCGCCUUUCGAAGAUCAGAAUCAUGCAUCCGUCCAUGGAGUACUACUUUUA